Messenger RNA from Etheostoma cragini (Arkansas darter), 1559 nucleotides. It is a transcript of the gene asah1b, whose product is annotated as N-acylsphingosine amidohydrolase (acid ceramidase) 1b. NCBI's taxonomy places the organism in Eukaryota, Metazoa, Chordata, Actinopteri, Perciformes, Percidae. Gene Ontology annotation, cellular component: lysosome. Gene Ontology annotation, molecular function: N-acylsphingosine amidohydrolase activity; fatty acid amide hydrolase activity. The record is from RefSeq and is a predicted model, not a curated record. Gene Ontology annotation, biological process: fatty acid metabolic process. Bases 189 to 1367 code for a protein of 392 amino acids. The transcript has 14 exons.
GAAUAACCACUGGUGUAUUUGUACACAAGGUGUUCUAUGUCCCUUUAUGAGCUUCCGGUUUACCCUCUUUUGCAUAAAAAGGCAUGUGACUGUCACAACUCACGAGAUAAACAGUAGCGGCUUCCGCAGUAAACUUCGUGUGUUAACCUCCGCUGGACGAGCAACAGUCUGGGUGAAAUUCUUCAACAAUGGGUCUCUGUGUUUUCCUCAUUUUAGCGGCUUUGUUGUCCGUCGCAUCGACACAGUUUAUCCCACCGUUCACAGAAGAAUGUCGGACAGAAAUGUAUCCACCAAACGGUCCCACGUUCAGAGGAGCUGUCGGUUGGUACACAGUGGACCUCGACUUACCGCCUCGCAGGAGAUGGACGGAUAUAAUCACUGACAAAAAAAACGAUCUGGUCAACAUGAUCCAGGCCAUCCGAGACUUGGCUGAUGCGUUUGUGCCCAGUGGAAGGCUGAUUGAGCUGGUUGACAUUACGCUGCCUCUGAUGGUGGACACUCUCCCGAGCCCUUUUGGUGAUGAAAUCAGAGGAAUUGCUGCUGUUUCAGAGAUUCCUCUUGGUGAAGUUGUCUUGUUCAACAUCUUUUAUGAGGUGUUCACUGUUUGCACGUCAGUUAUUGCAGAAGACAAUAACGGUAACCUCAUUCAUGGUAGAAAUCUGGAUUUUGGAUUAUUUAUGGGCUGGGAUGUGAAAAACAAGUCAUGGAUCAUUAGUGAGAAGCUGAAGCCUCUGGUCGUGAACCUCGACUUCAAGAGAAAUAAUCAGACCGUCUUCAAGUCUACAAACUUUGCUGGUUAUGUUGGCAUGCUGACUGGCAUCAAGCCUCACAUGUUCACUCUGACUAUGAACGAGCGCUUCAGUCUCGAUGGAGGAUACAUUGGAAUCCUGGAGUGGAUCUUGGGAAAGAGAGAUGGGAUGUGGAUGAGUUUCCUCACUCGCUCAGUCCUAGAAAACGCAAACAGCUAUGAGGAAGCCAAAAGUCGCCUGGUUCAGACCAAGCUGCUGGCUCCAGCUUACUUCAUCCUCGGGGGAAACCAGACAGGCCAGGGCUGCAUCAUCACACGAUCCAGACUGCUCAGCAUCGACCUCUUGGAGAUUGACCUGAAUCUGGGCCGCUGGUAUGUCCUGGAGACAAACUACGAUCAUUGGAAGGAGCCGUUGUUCCUGGAUGAUCGCAGAACUCCCGCCAUGAGGUGCAUGAACCAGACCACACAGACCAAUAUUACACUGAAGAGCAUGUAUGAUGUCCUCUCCACCAAACCAGUGCUAAACAAGUUGACUACAUACACAACACUGAUGCAAGUGUCUGAGGGAAAACUGGAGUCGUAUAUCCGCGACUGUCCGAAUCCCUGCAUGCCCUGGUAACGCUGCAUCCACUGAACCCAGAUCAGUUUGUUAAUGCCUAUCUGCAUGGGGAAGCUGUGAUGAAGACAAGCUCCGCUGAUCUUGGGACAUAAGUAGAAAGUUUUCCUUUUAACUGUUUGCACAGCUAUCAAAUCACAUGAACCAAAGUUUUUCUUGAUAUUUGUGUUUUGGUUUUCAGCUUUGAAAAUACUG